This is a messenger RNA of Gongylonema pulchrum, 348 nucleotides long. NCBI's taxonomy places the organism in Eukaryota, Metazoa, Nematoda, Chromadorea, Rhabditida, Gongylonematidae. The record is from the annotation of a GenBank genome assembly.
CUGCACACAGCCGGCGCGAAUGCUGCGGCGGACACCUUGCAGCACACUGAAAUAUCGGCAUUCGGGGCACCGCCGUCCAAUGCUUCGUCAACGAAUGCUUCGCCGGUCCCGUUCGGGAUGGCGCCACAGCCAGUUCCACCGAUGCCUCAGAACCAAAAUCUUGCCAUUUAUGAACAGACACCAUUUUCACGCACUGAUGGCAGUUACUCAUCGUCACCAGUGAUGCCUCCGCUUCACAUGCAUCAACAGGCAGCAGCUGCUGCUGGUCCUGGUUGUUCACAGCAUUCUUGCACAUCUCUUCUUGUUUUCCACUGUUUCUUGCAAAAAGCUGUUGUUAUUUGUUUCUAA